AUGUUUCAAAAAAAUGUAGAAACUGAACUUUCUUUAUUACAUGAAACUAUAAGUGAUUUACCAUCUAGGAAUAAUCUUACGAAGAAGGAAAAAAGGGCACUUAAUAUUUUGAAAAAUGACCAUGAUAUAGUUAUUCGAAAAGCAGACAAGGGAGGCCAAAUUGUUAUACUUAAUAAAUCAGACUAUGUAUUUGAGGCCCAUAGACAACUUUCAGACAGAGAAACAUACUUACCUCUUGAAAAAAGUCCCUUGAAUUUAUAUGCUUCAGAGCUUGAUGCUUUGCUACAAGAGGCAUUAAGCUUUAACAUCAUAGAUGAUAAACUUAUCGCCUUUAUUAAAAAUGACACACCAAAAUCAGCCAUUUUUCACCAUUUGCCUAAAAUCCAUAAAAAAGAGAGACCACCAGUAGGACGCCCUAUUAUAGCAGGUAUUGGUUCACUUGGCGAAAACUUGUGCGAAUUUAUAGAUCAUUUUCUACAGCCCCUAGUUCUAAGACUUCCCAGUUAUCUUAGAGAUAGUGGUCACCUAUUACAUUCUCUUAAUAACUAUCAAUGGAAUUUACCUAAUCUAAAAUGGGCCUCAAUUGAUGUCGCUUCCUUAUAUUCAUGUAUUCCUCAUGACCUGGGCCUACAGGCCAUUGAAUUUCAUUUAAACCAAUACAGCACUUAUGACUCUAACUUCAUCACUUUUUUACUACGAUCUAUAUAUUUUCUCCUCACACAUAAUUUUUUCUAUUUUGAUAAAAAGAAGACAAGUCGAUGUAAGCAAGCCCACAAACGUCUCACACUACCGGAGGCUUGCUUGAGGAUGGGAACAGGAAGCACGGAAGUGGAGAGAGGCCGGAGAGCCAAACGAGGUACAACAGGAUUAGGCGAGAGAAUAGUCAGACAGAUCCAGGUCGAGGCAGGCAGAACAGGCUCAGAAGCGAAGGUCAGGCAAGGUUCAAAAACAAAGAAGCAGGAUCAGGAUAAACGCCAGGCACAAGAGUAA
Messenger RNA from Xenopus tropicalis (tropical clawed frog), 990 nucleotides. RefSeq lists its product as uncharacterized. The record is from RefSeq and is a predicted model, not a curated record. The transcript is spliced from 2 exons. The coding region runs from base 1 to 990 and encodes 329 amino acids. NCBI's taxonomy places the organism in Eukaryota, Metazoa, Chordata, Amphibia, Anura, Pipidae.